Messenger RNA from Cuscuta europaea, 453 nucleotides. Lineage: Eukaryota; Viridiplantae; Streptophyta; Magnoliopsida; Solanales; Convolvulaceae. The record is from the annotation of a GenBank genome assembly.
UGAUGAGGGCCUCAACUCGAGGAUCCUUCAGAAUAGUGCCUCCGCCUUCAUGGGACUUUGUGAGCACUUACGGAGGGUCGAGCAGAUGAUGGAAGCUAGGGGUGCUGCCGAGGAGGAAGCUGCUAGCAUCAGAAAGAAGCUGGCUGAAGCUGAGGACUCCCUUCGCCUGGCCACCGAGAGCAUGGAGCAGCGGGUGCGGGCUGCUAAGGCCGAAGGCAAGAGCGAGGGCUUGGCUGAGGCCGGGGAAGCAGCUGCCGAAGCCGCCCGUGUUGUUGCCAAGGAGGCUGAGAGGGCAAAGGCCGAGGAGGUGGCCAAAGCUGAGAAAGCUGUUGUGGAGGCCUUCAUUGCCGGUGGCUGGACCGCCGAAGACAGAAGGGACUGGGUCUCCUCGGUGGUUGAGAGGAGUGUGGAUGCUUGGGUGGGAGGCCCCGACAAGAUGUGGCUGGCCGAGAG